Molecule: messenger RNA, 2493 nt
Organism: Rhopalosiphum maidis (corn leaf aphid)
Lineage: Eukaryota; Metazoa; Arthropoda; Insecta; Hemiptera; Aphididae
Product: anaphase-promoting complex subunit 4-like
Exons: 2
Coding region: 527-1168 (213 amino acids)
Biological process (GO): regulation of cell cycle
Cellular component (GO): nucleus
Molecular function (GO): cyclin-dependent protein serine/threonine kinase inhibitor activity
Source: RefSeq, a predicted model, not a curated record
GCGGUGACGCUCUUGCUGUUACCCGACUUACCCGCCGGACCCAAUUCAUUCUCUCGCCGUUCGCCGUACACGCUACACUCGCGACGUCUCGUUACGCGCUCGUCGUCCAUUUUUUUGUGUCUGUACGUUUUUGUAACUGUGUGUGUGUGCCGCUUUCGGCGCGACUCGAUCAUCGCCAUUUACGACAUCGUAAACCGACGGUACCCGGUGUGAUUUUUUGAUAAUCGUUCGUUUGUUUAUUUGAAGAAAUAAUUUUUUUUCGUAUCGCGUUCGCUGUUCGCUCUGUGCGCCGACAUCAACCCGUUUUGAGAUAGAACUCACGUUAACUUAACCGCCGUCCGUACAGCAGCAAAGCUGCAGUGUGACGGAUUAAAGUGCGCCAAAUCUGCGGACCAGAUCGGUGACGGACGAGAAGAGGUACUCCAGAACUAGGCAUCUAGAGGAAGAGCGUUAUAACCGUCGUCCGACGUUAUAACUUUUACGGUACGUUCGUGUAUAUUCGUUUGAUUUAAACCCGCCGAUCACCAUGACCGUUACGUAUGGCGUGACGGGAACGACCACCGACGGAGGAGGAUCCGUCAACAACGGCAGGAGAGUGCUUAUGGCCAAAACCGAUUCCCUGAGCAACGUCAACAACAACAACAACAACAGCACCAGCGUCAACAACAACAACGGAUCCGCGUCGAUCACGGGCAAAGCGUCCGUGUUGAGCGUGAGGCGCGUGCUGUUCGGUCCACCGGCCGAUCCCGCGGAGACGCGGGCGUGGCUGGACAGACAGUUGUGCGCGGCCACCGCGGCCGAUUCGCGGUCGUGGAACUUUGAUUUCGUCAACGAACGUCCGCUGCGCGACAGCCCGGCCGACCGUUACGCGUGGGAACGUGUAUGUCCGCCGAAGCGUCGCGACGAGGCGGCCGCAACGGAUUCUACGACCGCUGCGACAGCACAACAACAACAACAACAACAACAACAAAGACGAAUGGCUGGCAAGCAUCAGCGACAAUCUAAAGUCACAGAUUUCAUGAGCAAAACCAAGAAACGACCGUUGAGUGUUGCCAGCAGGACACUGCGCUCUAACAACAAAGUCUUGGACGAACCUGAGUCGGCAAACAAGAGGAGUCGCCGGUCUGUCGCGACGACGACGACGACGACGACGAUGAUGGCUAUCUAAAACGAUAUAGGGAAAUAAGGCAGCACAGCUGAGUAAAUAUAUGAGAAUAAAAAUUAAUAUAAGAAUUGAAAAAAAGAAUAAAAUAUAAUUUGAUUACCCAAAAGUUUUUCACAUUUUCGACGCAAAAUUUCGAGAUCUCCCAAGUAUGGAUAGUCUUAACUAUAAUAUAAUAAUGAUAAUUUAUAUUUAUAUAUAAUCUUCUUCUCCAGGAAUCUUCCUGAUAUCGCACGUUCUUAUAUGACAUUAUUUUAUGUGUAUAUUUUUUUUUUUUUAACAAACCCCAUCGUUAUUGUACAGAUGUUUUUAAAUUUUAAAAAUUUUAAAAAUUAUGUAUUUUUUUUUUAAAAACAAUUAAUAUUUAUACUGUUUUGUUUUUUGAUCUCCUUCACGAAUAUUGUUCGGUUUUUAUCCACCGCUUAUGCGCAGACCAAUUUUGUUGUUUUAUUUGUCUACGUUAUAUUACAAAUUUAAUGAAAAACUUAUCUAUUAAAUGAAAGUUUUUUUUUUAAAAAAAAAACUUUUAUCCACCAUAAUAUAAUUAUAAUACUAUGUUAAGCAUAUUAUAGCUUAAUGUCUGUACGUUUAGUAUUAGCUCUAGAUUUUAAUGUUAACGUGCAAUUAUACAUUUAACUCUUUAAUUUUAGCUUGUUGAAAAAAUCAUAAAAAGAGUGGUAAGAAAAAACAUCACCAAAGUGAAGGAAAAAAUUAAAAAGUUUUUCGUCAGAUAAUUUUUUUUUAUUCGUUUUUUUUUUUUUUAAUAUGACGAUCUUUUUCCAUGAUUUAAUGUAUUUCAAUUUUCGAGAAGAUCUCAAUUUUAAUGAUAAAAAUCCAAAGAUUCAGUGGUCUCUUUAUAUCUAAUUUUACAAUGUCCAAAGAAAUAUAUCUGUCAAAAUCCAAUUCGCGAAUCAAAAUUUAAUCCAAAGGUGAUGUGUAUUACAAUCGGGUCUUCUACGCAGGCAUGAUAUUAGCGAAUUAUUUAUUAUUUGAUUAACUCGUCUAACGAGCGACGGUGAUUUGCAGGGGAAGGUUAUAUCAGUGUAGAUCAUUCGCAGUAUACAUCACCUUAUUUUAUAUUAUAAUAUAUAACUUAUUAAUCCGAGCUCGCCAAAAAUUUAUUUUAAAUUUAUGUGCAUCACAAAAUAAUAAUAUUAAAAACGAAAAUAUAAUCUUUAAACAGAAUUUUUUUCCAAUAUGGGACUGAAACGAUCUCAUUGUUUUAACUAUUUUUUUACACAAGGUUAUUUUGAACAAAAAAUUUCUCUUCUUUGUUGUGAAAAUAUCUUGUAUAGACUAAUUGUUUUUCUUGUUAGUAAAAAAAAAAAAAA